UCUUUGUGACAAGCGCGUUGUCGAAAGCAGAGGCCCUCUAUGUAGGUAGGGUAGAUGCCAAGUGAGUGGAUCUAUUCGACCCUCCACCUAUUCAAACUCGGCAAAAUAAGUCUAGCUUCUUAACUAAAGUGAUUAGGUCAUUUGGUGGAUGACUUUUCAGGUCAGAUAGUAAGGGUAGUGUCUGCCAAAGAUUGAAAACCUGAUUUAGUCCACAGCGGGGCAGUUACAAUGAGUGUCAUCACCUUCUAAACAGUAAUGGCACAAACUCUCCUUCGACAGUCCAAAUCUCUUCAAGCUAUGAUUCAGAGCACAGUGACUUGCCAAAACAACAUGCAACAAAAAUUUGGAAAAGUUUUUGCCUGCCUUUGUGUAGCAGUACUCAUUCUGGGAGUUCUAAUCUCAGUUUCCGAUGCAGCUUAUAGAAGACCCCCAUUCAAUGGAUCCAUCUUUGGGAAGAGGACAGGAACAAGUAAUGAAUAUGAUAAUGCCGGUAAAGCUCUUUCAGCCAUGUGCGAAAUAGCAAAUGAAGCAUGUCAGUCAUGGUUCCCAACACAAGAAAAAUAAUUCCGAUAAUAUCGACCACUGCACUGGACUUGGCUUUGGAAACCUAAUGAGAGCUCUUCAAUUUUGUAAAAUUGUGUAGAAAAUAAAAACAUUUUCAUCUA
Messenger RNA from Leptinotarsa decemlineata (Colorado potato beetle), 665 nucleotides. RefSeq names its product neuropeptide SIFamide (gene SIFa). Lineage: Eukaryota; Metazoa; Arthropoda; Insecta; Coleoptera; Chrysomelidae. The record is from RefSeq and is a predicted model, not a curated record.